CUCCCUCCCCCUCUCUCCCUCUCUACCUCUCACUCUGCCUUUCAUACAUACGCCAGAGCACAGACUGCAGCAGAACGCAGGGCCGGUAGGAUUUUCCUCAUCAUUUUGGAACAGCCAGGAAACCAGAGAGACAGUCCCCCGCUGAGCAGCAGAGAGACGUUAUUCAUGGAGAGUCCACUGAGGAGUACCUGACCCACGAUCUGCCGAGUGUGUAGGUUGGCAUCUGGCUCUCAGAAGCACUUGUGUGGACUCCCAGACGCACCCAUCCCUCCUUCGGGACUGCCCCACUCCCUCCCUACCUGCCCCUUAUCCUUCAUUUAAGGAAAGGAUGCCCGGCUGUGCGCCCCUGUGCUGAGGAGGCGUCGGCGGGCAGCAGUAUGGGCGCUGUGCUAGCCGGCAUCCCCACCACCCCCUCCACCACCAAUCUGCCACCACCACGCUGCCCCACCAAGACGGGCGCUCCCCCCAGCCCCGCUGAUGGGCGAAGACACUGACGCCACCCCGACACUCAACCACCGCGGCUUCCUCCCCGACCACAACUAUGUGACUGAAGGGCUGCUCCUGGCUAUAGCCUGAAGAGCUCCGCCCAUCCUGUCCACCCCUCUCCACCCUGGAGUCCUCCCCCAGGAUGUUGAGCCCCAUCCAGGUGCUGUGCUCCGACAUCACUACCCUUUCUCUGGAGCCUGAGCCGUUUGCCUCUUACACUGAAGCUGAUAUCAUCUCUACUGUUGAGUUCAACCACACAGGAGAGCUCCUGGCCACAGGGGACAAAGGGGGCCGUGUGGUCAUUUUUCAGAGGGAACCUGAGAGCAAGACUGAGCCAUUCUCCCAGGGAGAGUACAAUGUCUACAGCACCUUUCAGAGCCAUGAGCCCGAAUUCGACUACCUUAAGAGUCUGGAGAUUGAGGAGAAAAUCAAUAAGAUCAGAUGGCUGCCUCAGCAGAACGCCGCACAUUUCCUCCUCUCCACCAACGAUAAGACCAUUAAGUUGUGGAAGGUGAGUGAAAGAGACAAACGGCCAGAAGGAUACAACCUGAAGGAUGAGGAGGGUCGCAUCAAGGACAUCUCCACAGUCACCUCCCUACAGGUGCCGGUGUUGAAGCCCAUGGACCUGAUGGUGGAGGUCAGCCCUCGGCGAGUGUUUGCCAAUGCCCACACCUACCAUGUCAACUCCAUCUCCGUCAACUCUGACUAUGAGACCUACAUGUCAGCUGAUGACCUGAGGAUCAACCUCUGGCAUCUGGAUAUCACUGACCGCAGCUUCAACAUUGUGGAUAUCAAACCAGUCAACAUGGAGGAUCUGACAGAGGUGAUCACAGCGGCUGAGUUUCACCCCCACCACUGCAACUUGUUUGUCUAUAGCAGCAGCAAAGGCACCCUGCGCCUCUGUGACAUGAGAGAAGCAGCCCUCUGCGACAAGCACUCCAAAUUAUUUGAGGAGCCAGAGGACCCCAGUGCUCGCUCCUUCUUCUCUGAGAUCAUCUCUUCUGUAUCUGACGUCAAGUUCAGCCACAGCGGCCGCUACCUGCUCACCAGAGACUACCUGACUGCCAAAGUCUGGGACCUCAACAUGGAGAGCAAGCCCCUGGAGACAUACCAGGUUCAUGAUUACCUCCGCAGCAAGUUGUGUUCCCUUUAUGAGAACGACUGCAUCUUUGACAAGUUUGAGUGUGCGUGGAACGGCUCGGACAGUGUGAUCAUGACCGGAGCCUACAACAACUUCUUCCGAAUGUUCGACCGCAACACCAAACGCGACGUGACCCUGGAGGCAUCGAGAGAAAGCAGCAAACCCAGAGCUGUCCUGAAGCCGCGAAGGGUCUGCGCCGCCGGAGGAAAGCGCCGGAAGGACGACAUCAGCGUGGACAGCCUGGACUUCACCAAGAAGAUCCUCCACACGGCCUGGCACCCGACGGAGAACAUCAUUGCCAUCGCUGCCACCAACAACCUGUACAUCUUCCAGGACAAACUCAACUCUGAGAUGCAUUAAUGAAUUGAUUAAUGUCAGCGGUGGAUACAAACGAGUUUACGCCUGAACACAUAACUAUGCCAGAAUGUCCACAUUAUCAGACACUCUCUCACACACCCGGGAAGAUGCCUAAACACACAAACCCCCACACACAGAGCGAACACACACAUCUAGGUCUGCAGUUUCACACACUCCUUCACCUCCUCCUCAGCCUCCCAGAACUGAAAGGACCUAGACAGGGCUAGAAAGGGAACAGGCUGGAUUACGCAGUGGAUUAUGGAUUGCAAAAUUGUACGAACUGUGGAUUUCCUGAUUGUGAGCCUCUGGAUUGUGCUUGACGGUGUUUUGAUUGCUGCAGCUCAGCUUGUGAGGGGGAUCAACCCUCUGCAGACUGGAGAGACGUUUACACGUUUGUCUGUUUUUUUUUUGUUGUUCUUCAGGCUCUUUUGCUUUCUCCACCUCCUCCUCCUCUUCCUCCUCCUCCUCUCCUCUCUGUAUUUGUGUGCUCGAGCAAAGCCUAUUCUUAUCCCUUGCCCACUGUUUUGUGUAACAAAACCCUUUGUGGUUGUCUACCAGCGGCACUGAUGAGAAAUGGGGCAUUUAUAUAACUGACUGUUUGAUUUCAGAUAAGCUAUCCCACUUCAGUUUUUGUAACUUCUUGUUAAAUGAUGUUGAUGAUGGUAAUUUUGAUGAUGAUCUCAACGUUAAAUGAUACGUGUGAUGUGCAAGGAUGAACUUGAGACCCUCCCCUUAACCCAAGUGCACCGGACGCCUCUGAGACGACCAACAACUGGGCUGCGUUCAGCGAGGCGAAGCAUUUACAGUUCUGCUGAGAGAAGCAGAAGUUAAUAGAUUAUUACACCACGGCCUAACAUGAGGACACACACUCAUACCUGCUCCACACGGUGUGUUUCAGUGAUUAAUGUCUUCUCUGCUGAAACAGACCCAGACUACUCUGAUUGUGGUUCCUGCUUCUGGUCUGGGGCUGUGUUGUGUGCUACUUUGACAUUACUCAGAUCAAGCAAAAAUGAAAAAAAACUAAAAAUAAAUAAUUACAACAAUCAAGCGAAAAGAUGCUGCAUGUCAAACAGAUUUAGCCUACGUAGGUGUUUAUAAAUUGACUGACUGACUGACUUGGCUGCCUUCUUACCCAUUUAGAUCCAGCUGUACAAAGGCUUCAGGGGCCCCGGGGCUCCGUGCAGCACGAGUAACCAUAGAUGACCGAGCUCUCCUACCUUUAUUUGUGUCUUCGGACACUGAAGCAUGUUUACCAGUGUUCGGUUCAUACACUUACACGUACAUUUUGAAUGAAGCCGUCCACCAAUCAGUUUCUACUCAAUGAAACUGAGAACCAAGAAGAAUGGGGAAUGUUUCUGAUUAAUGUUGUACUCUAAAAGAAAAAGAAAAAAUCAAAGGGCCUAAAUGGUGUCUGUAUAUAUCAGCUCUGUUUUUGACAUGUAUGAUUUUAGUUUUUUUUUAAAGAAACACCAUAAACGGACUGAGGACUUGAUCGUCUGUAUCGAUGAUCGCCUCCAGAGCUACAGCAGAGAUGGUACUUUGAUCUCUUCAGCCUUCCUCACUGAUUACUUUGCUGAUGUGCAGAAGCUUUUAUUUUUAGAAAACAGCUUAUUCUUUUAUUUGUCCUUAUUUUGGGGGAAUAUCUGUCCGUCGUAAUCCACGUCCUUCUCAAACUAAUGUUGAUUCACAUAUUUUUGUGUUAAUGUAUGUUGAUGACGAAAUUGUCAAAUGGACAGUUAUAAAUAAUGUUAAUAUGUUUUUUUCUGAAUAAAGAUUUCAACGAAAUUGCA
Acanthochromis polyacanthus (spiny chromis) is the source of this 3774-nucleotide messenger RNA. RefSeq names its product serine/threonine-protein phosphatase 2A 55 kDa regulatory subunit B gamma isoform. NCBI's taxonomy places the organism in Eukaryota, Metazoa, Chordata, Actinopteri, Pomacentridae. The transcript is spliced from 11 exons. Gene Ontology annotation, biological process: peptidyl-serine dephosphorylation. Gene Ontology annotation, molecular function: protein binding; protein phosphatase regulator activity. Gene Ontology annotation, cellular component: protein phosphatase type 2A complex; cytosol. The coding region runs from base 629 to 1987 and encodes 452 amino acids. The record is from RefSeq and is a predicted model, not a curated record.